Molecule: messenger RNA, 1075 nt
Organism: Spea bombifrons (plains spadefoot toad)
Lineage: Eukaryota; Metazoa; Chordata; Amphibia; Anura; Pelobatidae
Gene: NOSIP
Product: nitric oxide synthase interacting protein
Exons: 9
Coding region: 100-981 (293 amino acids)
Cellular component (GO): nucleus
Molecular function (GO): ubiquitin protein ligase activity
Source: RefSeq, a predicted model, not a curated record
GCAGGGCACAGUAACCGCUUCCGGGUUCGGACACACGUAAACAAAGAGGGAAUACGCCCUCCUUUGUCUCCUUCAGGGAAUUUUGGUUCUUAAAAGAAGAUGACGAGGCACGGAAAGAAUUGUACUGCCGGAGCUGUGUAUACCUAUUACGAGAAAAGGAAAGACACCGCUGCCUCCGGAUAUGGGACACAGACGGUGCGUCUUAGCAAGGAUGCCGUGAAGGAUUUUGACUGCUGUUGCCUGUCUCUGCAGCCUUGUAGAGACCCUGUUGUAACGCAAGAUGGAUACAUUUACGAGAAAGAAGCAAUUCUGGAAUGCAUCUUACACCAAAAGACAGAGAUUGCACGGCAGAUGAAGGCAUACGAAAAGCAGAAGAAUAAGGAAAAAGCAGAAACAGAGGAAUUAAAUAAAGCCGCAAAAGAAUCCAAAAUGAAAGUAUUUCUCGAUAAAGAAAUGUCCAUUGUCAGCAAACCACUGAACCCCUUUACCCAGAAACAAGAAGACAAGCCUGGUACCAGUAAGCAGAGCAACGAUGAGAAAAACAAGACACUUCCUAGCUUUUGGAUUCCAUCGCUGACGCCAGAGUCUAAGACGACCCUUAUAAAAAAGCCUGACAAGACCGUGUACUGCCCCAUGAGCGGAAAGCCCCUGAAAAUGAAAGACCUCAUCCCGGUGAAAUUCACGCCAGUCGACGGCAAAGUGGAUCGCGUAGGUCUGAUAAACCGCCAAGACAGAUACGUUUGUGCUGUUACGAGGGACAUGCUGGGCAAUUCUGUCCCGUGUGCAGUGCUGAGGCCCUCAGGCGCUGUGGUUACGAUGGAGUGUGUAGAAAAACUGAUCAAAAAAGACAUGAUUGAUCCAAUCAACGGUGAAAAGCUGACCGAGAAGGAUAUCAUUGUGCUGCAAAGGGGCGGAACUGGAUUUUCAGGAUCAGGAGUGCAACUUAAUGCGAAGGAGGCCCGGCCCGUGAUGCAAGCAUAAAUCCACCCCAACGUCUGCUCUACUGUAACUCCGCCAGUUCAAAAGCUUUUAAUUGUAUUUGUUUUGUUACAUUAAAGUAUCCUAUUUGAAAAAA